AUGGGAUGUCGAUUUUGUUGCAACGAUAGUGAUCAGCCAGAAUUUAUUGAUCGUAAUGGUGAUGUGGAAAAUAUGUCACUCUCAACAACAGCGGGCACACCACAGAGUGAAGAAACCACUCGGUAUGUGUAUUUUUCGGAUGGUCGUCGACAAGUCGACUAUGUGCUAGCUUAUGAAGCAGAUAGCAGUUUGAUUUCAAAUCAGGAAGAGGAAUCUGCGAGCGAAGAUGACGACCUUAUUGCACAUUAUGCACUAUCGAGCAAUGAAUCAAAAAAAUCGAAAAGACGGCGAAUGUAUGAGGAAAAUUUGAAAAUAAAAGGCUUAGAAUUGGAAUAUGUUAAAGGAGAGUUUUGUAGCAAUAUGAGUUUCGUACUAGUACAUGUACCAUAUGAUUUACUGUCUAAACGAGCUGAGAAACUUGGAAUCGAAAUGCGUGUACGAGCUGAUCGAAGGCCUCAGCGAACAGUGGUUGAUGGUCCAUUGGAUCGAAUUCUUAAACGUUUUCGUAUAUUUGGUUUCUCGAACGAAAUAAACGCUCUGAUAAGUGAACCGAGAAAUCAGUAUCAUCCCUUUACUUCUGAUGAUGUGGAAUGUUUUUGUGGUUCAGAGGAUGCUGAGAAUUUUUUUUCGAGUGCUGAUCGAAUUCUUAUCGCUAAUGAUAUACUGAGCAGGACAAAGUUUGGACGUGGCGACCGGAUAGGCAUUCAAAAUAUGUUGAAAAGUGAAAUUUAUUCGGCUGCAUAUCCCCUACAUGAAUAUCUCGAUUAUAAAAAUCUGCGAAGUAAGCCGUGCAGAAAGGAACCAAUACGAAAUGCUAGUGAAAUGCGUGACUUCAGUACACGACAGUUCUUGUAUUGGCUAUGGGCAAAGCUGCGUUAUUUUUACAAAUUUCAACCACUCUUCUUAAUUAAGGAAUACUUUGGCUCUAAGAUUACCAUUUAUUUUGUUUUGGUCGGCUAUUACACAAAAUAUCUGGUACCAUGUGCACUCAUUGGACUACUUUGUUUCUUCUACGGUCUUCUAACGAUAUCGAACGAUGUUCCAAGUAAUCAAAUAUGCGAACGCAGCGGUCUAGCCAACGAUAUCGUGAUGUGCCCAAGUUGCGAUAAGUGGUGUGAUUAUAAACGUUUGAAUUCAAGUUGUUUUUAUUCGAAGCUAUCUUAUAUAUUCGAUAACAUUUCAACCGUAUUAUUUGCUAUAUUGAUGAGUGUUGGGGCGACAUUAUUCGUGGAAGGUUGGAAGCGUUAUAAUGCUGAUGUUGCGUGGAGAUUGGGUCUACUCGAUACUGGUUCACAUGAGAUCAGAAUACGUCUUGCCUAUCUGUUGCAAUCGCUUCGUUCAAGCGACGUACGUGAUCCUCGCACACUUCGUCGUGAACCAGUGGAGAUUCCACUCCGUAAACGUUUACCUACAAUAUUAGCAUCUGGAGUUACCGUUAUUUUUUUUCUAUGCUUAAUUCUGAGUGCAGUGAUUGGAACGAUAGUGUAUCGAAUAGUGCUGAUGCAAAUGCUUUAUCGUGUUGAUAUGAUGCGUCCGUUUGCAGCCGUUUUUACCUCAGUUACAACGGCGAUCUUAAAUUUGAUAGUGAUACUGAUUAUGAGUUAUUUUUAUAGUUUUUUGGCCUUAAAGUUGACCGACUGGGAAUAUCCACGAACGCAAUCGGAAUUCGAAAAGAGCUAUACGGUGAAAGUGUUUUUGUUCCAGUUCAUCAAUUACUAUUCAUCGAUAUUUUAUGUGGCUUUCUUCAAGAGGAAUUUCUCUGGAUUACCUGGAAGACGCGUACUGGGUAUAAGACCUGAGGAUUGUGAUCCGGCGGGUUGUAUGGUCGAACUGGUCAUUCUGCUUGCAACGAUUAUGUUUGGUAAAACUGCUUACAACGCGUUUAUGGAGUUUUUCAAUCCAGUGAUUCUAACAUUGUUCCGUGGCUUCACGCUGAAGAUUCCCGAAACGCGUAGUCGUCGAUUCGAGCGUUUACGUCGUAAAAGAAGGAAUGAGAUGAAUUCAGCAGCCUUUCGAGCACCACGUUGGGAGUUGGACUUUGCACUCACACCAACCUAUGAGCAGUUUCUUUUCGACGAAUAUCUCGAUAUUGUGGUUCAGUUCGGUUUUGUGACGUUGUUUGUGACGGCAUUUCCGUUAGCACCAUUAUUUGCGUUGAUAAAUAAUGUGCUAGAAGCACGCUUGGAUGCGUACAAGUUUGUUGUAGCAACACGUCGGCCCAUCCCCGAACGAGCCAAAGAUCCCGGAAUAUGGCUGUCGAUCAUUGAUACACUUAGCAAAGCGGCCGUCUUAACGAAUGCAUUUGUGAUUGCGUUUACGAGUGAUUUUAUUCCACGAAUGGUUUAUCUGUACACAAAUCCGAAUUUGGAUGGUUACGUGAAUAGUACGUUAUCAAUUUUUGAGUCAAGCUCUUUACAUGCACCUGAUUGGUCACAGUGGCAUAAUGUCACAACUUGUUGGUUUCGUGGUUACCGAAAGCCUCCUUGUACACUCCGUCCAACGGCCGACUGCGAUGAUAAAUAUGGUGUUACACAUAUGUGGUGGAUCGUUUUAUCGUUCCGACUUGGUUUUGUUGUCGUUUUUGCGCAUGUAGUCCUGGCAGUAAAGGCUCUAAUCGCAUAUUUGAUACCUGAUAUGCCAACACGAGUAUUCAUUCAAUUGCAUCGCCAACGGUCUGGUUCAUUGGGUGGUUUAUCUGAGGGAACAGAACGCACAGUUUGA
This is a messenger RNA of Anisakis simplex (herring worm), 2721 nucleotides long. The record is from the annotation of a GenBank genome assembly. Lineage: Eukaryota; Metazoa; Nematoda; Chromadorea; Rhabditida; Anisakidae.